UAUGAAUAAAUAUCUCAACCAUUGAGUCAGAAUAUUUUGGUUUGAAUAUAGUGUGAAUGAAGUAAUAGAUAAGUUACAGAAUACGCUAUGAAACAAUGGUUCUCUACUCAAUUCCCUAAAAAAGUAUGCGUUCGGACCGAAGAAGAGGUAAGCAGCUGACAAUGAUUACCUCAUUUUAAAGAAGAUAUGAUGAUAUAUAUUUUAACACACCAACUUGGCAAAUCUGUUGACAUUACACUUACCUCUGCACAGUUGUAUGUUACCUUCCCUAUUAAACUGGUAAUUAAACAAUGAUUCAAAGAUAAGAAUUCGAUGAUGGGCUUUUUGAUGUAUGUAAUAAUUCGACAGCUCUUGUACAGUUAAUUACACAGGUCGUACUCAGUGGGAUUUAUCAUUGCGUGUUUGUGAAUAUAAAACUUCAUGGUUAGGAAAAAGAGUCAUGAAAUCCGUCAACAGCGUGAUACUUUCCAUUCAGUAGAAAACAAAUAUCACGUCAAAACAGAUCAACUCUUCUUUGAUCUCUGGAAAGUUUUGAAUAACCUAUAUUAAAGAGUAAUACUAACGUUCCUCUAACUAGAGGAAGUCGUCGGAAUCAACUCUGAAAAAAGUGGAACUUAUACAUCUAAAAAAGGAUCAUUCACCAACUCCGUUUACCAUGCAUUACAAUUGGAUCAUUCUAUAUAUAAGUCACAAAUCAAAAACCUUUACUCUCCAUAACCCUUUUAUAUUUAUCACUGUUUUAAUCUAUUUUCAGUUUUACUAUUCAUCUUUCUCGAUACAUAUGAAUUUCUUAUAGUGAUUAUCAUGACGGCACUUGGAUUAUUACAUUUUAUAUUCUCCCGUUUCUAUUGUCAUUAUCUGGGCUAACUUUACAGAACAUUCUUCCGAUUAUCCACUUUAUUCGCGUGAUUUAUUUUAUUACACUGACCGGAACUCUACACCUUACAACAAAUUCUCCUAUAUGGCUAUUAAAAGUAAGAAAUCCCAAAUGUUGGUAAAGGGUACUAAUGAUCUCGAUGAAAGGUUAGACUCAUAGAAUAUAUAUUUUAUUAUGAUUUUAUUCUAUCGACUAAAACUCUUUCGUUAUUCGAACCAUUUUUGUGUUCGUAUCAGUUUUUCGAUUAUUAACAUUUUACAUUUCUUUUAUACACUAAUAGAUGCCUGGAAUUGUAAUGGACAGAAAUACUGGAUCUACCAUUGGUACCACACCACAUGGCCGAUGGAUUGAUCAACAGCAAUAUCUUGUUGAAACAUAUCGUCAGAUUCGUACAAAUUUAGGUCAGUUAGAAGCUGAAAUAGAAGCUGCACGAUUAAGAGUCACUGAUUGGACACGAUUAAGACGACAUCCUAGUCGUAGUCGUAGUUUGAGUCAUGCUAGUGUUUCAACUACUGCAAGCAGUUUAUUAAGUUGUAGUACAUUUGAAAGUGGUGCAACCGAUGCUUCAUUUUUAAAUGUUACAACAGAUGGUACUACUGGUUCAUCAUGUCAUUCAUCAUGUUCAUCAACAUGUGGUAUUCAACUACCUUCAGAAAUAGCAGCUAAAUUAAGUGCAGCAACAUUAAUUUCAGCAUUUUUAGCUGCAAGUCAUGAUUUCACUCAAGAUAAAGCUCAAGAUUCAACUAUUUCAGAUGAUUUAGAACAACCUAUUAGAGCUCGUACACCAGAUCACUGUUCAUCGUCUAAUAGAUCACGUUCCAACAGAUCAAUCUCACCUUCAUCACGAUGA
Messenger RNA from Schistosoma mattheei, 1727 nucleotides. The record is from the annotation of a GenBank genome assembly. Lineage: Eukaryota; Metazoa; Platyhelminthes; Trematoda; Strigeidida; Schistosomatidae.